GCAACUUGCAUUCAUAUUGUCUAUGAUGCCUCAAGUUCCUUUCAAAUCUCCAAAUGCACUAAGCAUUGGCGCCCUCAGUUUUUACAGUGAUGGAUAACUCGGUCGACCCUGAAAAUGUCACCAUUCCGCUGACGUACAUGCCCCAGCAAGCAUGCAUUUGGAAACCAGGCGAUGAUUGGACAGGUGUUGUAAAUCAGAAAGAAAGGAGACGGUUGCAGAAUCGACAGAAUCAGAGGAUCUACCGAUCAAGACAAAAGGGUCACGGCGCUCAAAUGUCAGAAGUCACACAGUCCUCUGUGUCUUCAAGAUCAUGGUCAAGCUUGUUACUGCGCCGGCCUUCCUCAUGUCAUGCUCAAGUUGAAGAUGACGAAGAUCUCAAAUGUGCACACGCCCCACCUCACGCACGAGAAUAUCUUCGGCAAUUUGAGGCCACAGCCCGGCAAAGCUACCUGAGUGGCUUUCCCCGCAUAGAACAUUUGAUCAGCCUCAGCCGUCUCAAUGUCCAUCGUGCAAUUAACGAGAAUAUACUCGCGGCAGGGAUGGCCCCUGACUGGAUGAAAAGCGACGAUUCGAUAUCGAUCUUCAAUCUCGUGCGCCCUGGUUUCACCGAAGAUCUUAUCCCACCAAGUUUACGUCCGACGCCCAUUCAGCGGCAGAUCCCUCAUCAUCCUUGGUUGGACUUUUUCCCUUUUCCCUGCAUGCGGGAUAAUCUGAUUGCUGCUGGCGAUACAUUUGAUGACGAAGACCUAUGUCAUGACUUAAUGGCUUUUUGGGACACGAGAAAUACGGGUGCAACUUUACUCGUAUGGGGUCAGCCGUGGGAUCCUCGAAACUGGGAGGUUACAGAAGAGUUUGCAAGAAAGUGGGGUUGGCUGCUCCAAGGGUGCCCAGAGCUGUUAUCUUCAACUGAUAUUUGGAGGAUGAAUAGAGGAGAGAAGCCUUUGGCUUGGAGGCAAAUUUUGCGGCUAUCGUUAGCAGGAACGAAUCAUUCCGAAUGAUACCUUGAAGGCUUUAACGCCUGUGUCUUUACGAAUCAACACGUCUAUUUCUAUUUUUAAACAGAUUUGACAAUGAUGAACUGAAAAGAAAU
Molecule: messenger RNA, 1090 nt
Organism: Xylona heveae TC161
Lineage: Eukaryota; Fungi; Ascomycota; Xylonomycetes; Xylonales; Xylonaceae
Exons: 2
Coding region: 90-998 (302 amino acids)
Source: RefSeq, a predicted model, not a curated record